This is a messenger RNA of Oldenlandia corymbosa var. corymbosa, 4506 nucleotides long. NCBI's taxonomy places the organism in Eukaryota, Viridiplantae, Streptophyta, Magnoliopsida, Gentianales, Rubiaceae. The record is from the annotation of a GenBank genome assembly.
CUUCUUCCCUCAUCUUUCUCUUUUGAUUUGAUUUUUUACUCACCAACACACAGUCACACAGUAGACAACACAGUUUCUCUCUCUCUCUCCAUCGUUUUUUCUCUCUCUCUCUCUCUCUCUCUCUCCAACACAUUCACAUUUUACAAUUACUUCUCUGUUUCAAAAUGGCACCAAACAAGAGCAUCAAUCAGAACAAGCCCCCACUGUCCUCUCUCUCUUCGUCUUCAACUCCAAGCUCUCCUAACAGCAAGUACGUUGUGGAUGUUUCCGUAGAGAAGAGGAGAAAGAUCGGGAACGUUAAGAUGCCUCCGGCGAAUUUAAGUACCAGGACCAACCGGCAGGCGCUGACGGAGCGGAAUGGUGGCGGAGAUCUGCCGCCUUCCAGUGAUCCCCCCAGCACCACCGGCUCAGAGUGUGGUGUAACUGAGUUUACGAAAGAGAGUAUUGACGCAUUGCUCAGUGAGAGAUUGAAAGUCAAGAAUAAAUUCAACUAUAAGGAAAAAUGUGACCAAAUGGGGGAUUACAUUAAAAGGCUAAAGGAGUGUCUCAGGUGGUUCCAACAGCUAGAAAAAAACUGCGCUUCUGAGAUUGAGAGCCUUAAGGAAUGUUUGGAAGCCAAAGAGAAAAAGUACAAUGAAAUUGAGAUGCUGAUGAAGGCCAAGGAAGAAGAGUUGAACUCAAUAAUUAUGGAAUUGAGAAGAAAUUUCGAGGCAUCCCAGGAAAAGCUUUUAAAGGAGCAAUCUGAUAAACUAGAAACAAUGGAUCUUCUUGCUAAAGAGAAAGAGGCUAGAGUUUCUGGAGAGAGGCAACUUGCUACCCUUGCCGAAGACCUGAAGAGAGCUCAGCAGGAUAUUGCAGGAGCUAAUCAAAAGAUACAAUCACUGAAUGACAUGUACAAGCGAUUGCAAGAAUACAAUACCAGUUUGCAGCAGUACAACAGUAAGCUUCAAUCAGAGCUUGCUACAACCAAUGAUGGAUUAAAGCGUGUGGAAAAAGAAAAAGCUGCCGUGGUAGAAAAUCUCAGUACUUUGAGGGGCCACUAUACCUCAUUGCAGGAGCAGCUCUCUUCUUCUAGGGCUUCCCAAGAGGAUGCUGUGCGACAGAAAGAUGUUUUGGCAAAUGAAGCUGGAACUCUUAGGACUGAUAUGCAACAACUAAGAGAAGAUCGUGACCGCAAAGCUGCACAGGUUGAGGCCCUGAAUUCAGAAUUAGCAAAAUGGCAGGAUCGUUUUGGCCAAUCCUCAGCUGAUUUGGAUACCAUGAUUGUGAAGUCAAAUGAGCUUGAGGGGAAAUAUUUGUCUCAAGCUGAUGAGAUAAGAAAACUUAGGCAACAACUAGCUAUUGCAGAGAAGAAAUCCGAGAUGUCUGACAUGUCAGCUAUGGAAACAAGGACAGAAUUUGAACAGCAAAAGAAGUUUAUCUUGGAGUUACAAAGUCGCCUUGCUGAUGCUGAGAUGAAAGUUGUUGAAGGAGAAAAACUACGUAAAAAGCUGCAUAAUACCAUACUGGAAUUGAAAGGGAACAUUCGGGUGUUCUGCCGAGUGCGUCCUUUAUUGUCUGACGAUGUUGGUGCUCCCGACAUGAAAGUUAUCUCUUUCCCCACAACAAUGGAAUUGCUUGGCCGAGGCAUUGACUUGACUCAGAAUGGGCAGAAGCACUCUUUUACAUUUGACAAGGUGUUUAUGCCUGAUGCAUCACAAGAAGAUGUUUUUGUGGAAAUAUCACAAUUGGUCCAGAGUGCUUUGGACGGUUACAAGGUCUGUAUCUUCGCAUAUGGGCAAACUGGCUCAGGUAAAACAUUCACAAUGAUGGGUAAACCUGGUAAUCCACAUGAGAAAGGUUUGAUCCCACGGACGUUAGAGCAAGUGUUUGAGACAAGGCAAGCUCUUCAAUCUCAGGGGUGGAAAUAUGAAAUGCAGGUAUCCAUGUUAGAGAUAUAUAACGAAACAAUUCGUGAUUUGUUAUUACCAAAUCGGCCUGGUUUUGAUGCAUCAAAAGCAGAUAAUGGAGGAAAGCAGUAUGCAAUCAAGCAUGAUGCUAAUGGAAAUACUCAUGUCUCUGACCUGACCAUCGUAGAUGUUUGCAGUAGUAGAGAGGUUUCUUAUCUUUUGGAGCGUGCAGCUCAAAGCAGGUCUGUUGGGAAGACUCAAAUGAAUGAGCAAUCUUCCAGAAGCCAUUUCGUCUUUACUCUUAGAAUACUUGGUGUUAAUGAGGUAUGGCUUGUCCUUGUUGAUCAUUUUGGUUCUUUUCCCACUCAUGAUGUUAUAGAUAUUCUAAGUGAUGGGUGUUUCUGUUGUUUGAUAUUUUAGAGCACGGAACAGCAAGUACAGGGGGUCCUGAACCUGAUUGAUCUUGCUGGCAGUGAGCGUCUCUCGAAAAGUGGAUCCACAGGGGAUCGAUUAAGAGAAACUCAGGUAUCGUCAAUUGGUCUAUGCUGCUUUUUCAUGGAUUUAUCCCUGAAUAGACUUUUCUGACAAAUGCCUUGUUAUUUUAGGCCAUCAACAAAAGUUUGUCAUCUUUAAGUGAUGUUAUAUUUGCCUUGGCGAAGAAAGAGGAGCAUGUACCAUUCAGGAACUCGAAACUUACAUACUUGCUUCAGGUAACUGUUUCAGUUGUAGAAUGUAGAUGAGUUCUUCUGUGGUUGAUCAAUAGUUAUAAUUAGAGCAGAGAUGCUGUUGAAGUUUGACUCUUUUAUCUGUUGUGCUUUACUUUUGACCGCUGGAACUCUGAGAAUAUUACAUUAUAAGAUUUUCUGAUCUACUCUUUGUUGAUGUAAUCAGCCAUGUUUAGGUGGGGAUUCAAAGACUUUGAUGUUUGUCAACCUUUCGCCAGAUCAUACAUCAACAGGGGAAUCACUUUGUUCCCUAAGAUUCGCAGCUAGGGUAAAUGCCUGCGAGAUUGGCAUCCCUCGGCGACAAACCAGCAUGCGAAGUGUAGAUUCUCGGUUGAGUAUUGGCUGAUUUUGAGAGGAAAAUCAUUGUAGUUUUGUUUUUUUUUAGGAAAUUUGUGUGAUACUCUGUUAGUGUGAUGUUUGAUUUUGUGGGUUUAACAUAUGAUUAAGAAAGCACGUCUAACAAGCAUUUACAGUACCUUGUAUUUUGUAUAGUGGAGAAUACUCUCUUUGUAUUACUAGUGAGAGGAAAUGGCUUUACCUUUUAAGUCAUAGGUUUGUACCUCAAUACCUCAUCGAUAGUUUUCUGAACAACAUUUUAUUUAAUUCUGCAUAUUAUUGAACCCAAGUUGCAAAUCGGCAAUAUCAUCUGAAAGAUCUAUUGAUUAAUUGAAACAUGGUAGUAUUCAUUUCCUUUUCUUUCAGUCUAUUACUCGUCGAUGGUUUUACAAAAUAAGGGCUGAGAAUACAAACACUCCUCCCACAUUUAGGCCAUUCGAGCCAUGACUUCGUUAAGAAUGACUUCAGUAUCUUUAUAAACCGUCUGAGUCUGAGGAAGAUUAUUGCUUUUCACAGCGUCCAAAAGCUGCCAAAAUCAGAACACUGAUCCAAUCAUCUGAAUUUUAAGAAAGUUGUGGGAUUUAAAGGAGGUUAGGAACUGAAAGUUUACCACUUCAAAGUUGUCGAAAAGCCGAUUAGCAAGAUCAGUGAGUGGUUGCUUAUCACUAACAGGAACUGCAGAGAUUAAUUCGUCGAAAUCGAAGUACAUGAUUGUGGACUUGUACUUGAGAUAUCUCCUCACGUAAGUCAAAGUAUCAGGUCCAAUUAAAUCCGCCAUUGCCAGAAGAUCAAAAGCAUAUCUUCUAAGCCUAUGCAUUCUGUUUUUAGGUCCACCAAUGUUAGCAACAUACAGUCCUGUCUUGAGAAACGAUCGAGUCCCUGUUUCUUCAUUAGUAAUCUCUGCAAAUCAUAAGCCAACCAUUCCCAUGCUGAAUCAAAAAAACCAAAGAACUUGAAGAAAAAAUGGUGAAAAACUGAAAAAUCAAUUCUUACUGUUUUUGGCUGUUGGGACUGGUAAAGGGCCAUCGAGCCAAUAGCCAUUAUCAUCUGCGUGGGAGACACCCGUGACUGCGGUGCUGAAAAGUGCCAGAGAAGUAAGGCCCAUAGCUAAUCUUCUUGUGGCUUGAAAUGGGAUUUCUUCAUUUUCAUCUUUCUUCUUGCUUAAGAGAUUAACAGAAGUUGAUCUGUUUCGGAUGUUCUCAACUUGUUGAAGCUUGGGAAUGACUGAUAAGGCUUCAAAUAUGCCGCUCAAAUUUGCUGCCCGGGCCAUUACUUCAGGACGAUGGAUACGAAGAAAUAGUAUCUGGAACUGGCUUAAUUUCAGUGACUAUAUCAUUAGGCCAUUGCUGGUUAGUUCUGACCACCCGAAGGAUAUCCUCAAUUGGAUAGAAUACUUUUGGCUUAUAUGUAGACUUGUAGAGGGCAAAAUUUUUUAUCUGCAGUUAAACUUUUGGCACUUGGGUUCCUGUUACUGACAAGAUCUAAUCACUAAAUCAUCUGAAAUGAGUAGACUAAGCCAAACAAAUUUCUGUCAAAAAUCAAUAAAAUGAAAAGGC